UUGGGAGUUAAUUUUUGGUUGCAGUGUGUGGAUCGAUUUCAAUCGUGACAGUGUGGGACGUGGGUCGAUUUCAUUCAGCAAGAAUCGUGACUGAGUUGAGUUCAAAGGUAUGAGUGGGUUUACAUUCAUUACUUUAAAGUUUUAUCAUGGUGGGGCCUUGUUGUAUGAAGGUGAUAAAGCAAGAUAUGUGGGUGGGUUAGUGAGUGAAUAUUAUGAUAUUGAUGUGGAUACAAUAUCAUACUUUGAGAUUAAGGACUAUAUUAAAGAACUAGGGUAUAGUCCAAAUUGUAAAUUUAGUGUCCGGCCACCUAAUAGUUGCAUUUUAGGAGAUAUUGACAAUGAUGAUAUUCUCUUAGCAAUGUGUAAUUGUUUGCAAAGUGGUUCUGUUUUGGAAGUAUAUGUCCACAUGCCUGGUGAGGAUUCUGGUGCAACUUUUAAUAAAUUUGGGACCACUGAGGAUAGUGGAUAUAAUCAAGGUGAGGCUGCUUAUAAUGGGGUAGAUAUAACUAUAAAUACUACCUCAAAUAUUCCUUCUACUUCAAACCCAACAGCUCUAAAUAGUGAUCCAUCAGAUUCUGAAGAUAGUGAAUACUCUGUAAAAGAAUCUGAUGAGUCAACUGAAGAGAGUGAUGAUUCUGAAGAUAGUGAUGAUCAAUAUGGAAGUGAUGUUCAUGAGGAGUUAAUUCAACUGAGGGCUGAGAAAAGAUCUUUUCCGAGGAGGAAAAAAAGAAGGGAAAAAAUUCCUGCAGAUACUGAAGAAGUAGCAUGUGGUAAUGCUAAAGCAGAUCUUGGGUUUGAUGAGACAGCUAUCAAUAGCUGUACUUUAGAAGGAAGAUGA
Molecule: messenger RNA, 838 nt
Organism: Solanum pennellii
Lineage: Eukaryota; Viridiplantae; Streptophyta; Magnoliopsida; Solanales; Solanaceae
Exons: 3
Coding region: 110-838 (242 amino acids)
Source: RefSeq, a predicted model, not a curated record